AUGUACCGAGUCGCGAAAGCGUCGGAGUACCUGGCGAUCACCGGCGUCGGGAUCAAGGACAUCAAGCUCGCCAAGAAGUCAUGGAUCUUCCCCGGCCAAUCCUGCACCAAGUUCGACAUCUCCCCGGUCAACUACACCUUCGAGGUCCAGGCCAUGUCCGCCGAGAAGCUCCCCUUCAUCCUCCCCGCCGUCUUCACGAUCGGCCCACGCUACGAAGACGACGACGACCUGCUCUAG
Linum tenue is the source of this 237-nucleotide messenger RNA. Lineage: Eukaryota; Viridiplantae; Streptophyta; Magnoliopsida; Malpighiales; Linaceae. The record is from the annotation of a GenBank genome assembly.